Molecule: messenger RNA, 1636 nt
Organism: Phalaenopsis equestris
Lineage: Eukaryota; Viridiplantae; Streptophyta; Magnoliopsida; Asparagales; Orchidaceae
Product: transcription factor SRM1-like
Exons: 2
Coding region: 632-1501 (289 amino acids)
Molecular function (GO): DNA binding
Source: RefSeq, a predicted model, not a curated record
UUUGAUUCUCUUUGAGCUAGGGUUUUCCAUUCUGUUCAAUUUGUUACUCUCGAUUCAAUUCAAUUGUCGAAUUUUUCUAAAUUGCCCCAAAAAUUUACACGAAGAUGCGGUUUAUGACGACAGUUUUUUACUGCCACGGUAAAAAAAAAUAAUUAAAUGAAUAAAUUGGAAAGAUGAACUGAAAGAGGUUUGCAAUUUCUGUACUUCUCUUCGGAGUCAAUUUUUUACUGCUUGGAAGGAUCAGGUUAACCUUUGCAUUAUUGAAUUAUGGACAUUUUGGCCUUUACUGGAAUUGGAGAAAGCUCCAUUUUUGUUUGCACAAAUGGGUGACCAUCGCUUCGUUUUCUCUUUUCGGCUGGUUUUCGCCAUCUCCAUUUUUUUCUUCUUCUUUUUCACUUCUCGAAGCGUUUUGGGACAAAAUUCUCGUUAAUUUUCUGUUCGUGGAGUUCAGUGGCUCUCCUCUUUCCUUCGCUGCUGUCACAUCCGCCGCUCUCCACACCCAAGUGUUCUUUUUCUCUGGGAUCUCCCUCCCCCAAUCGUUCUUCCGGUGAAUCUGUUCAGAUCCAAUCCCAAAGAGCUUUUGCAGAGUUUAUGAUUCUUGGGCAGGGAGAGAUCUGUGAGUGGCUGCUUGAUGGUAGCUGAAAUCUGGACUUGGGAAGAGGAGAAGGCGUUUGAGAACGCCUUGGCCAUCCACCAUGAAACUUGCAGCGAUUGGUGGGAGAAGAUUGUGUCCGCUGUGCCAGGAAAAACCUCGGAGGAGAUCAAAACCCACUAUGAGAUUCUAGUUGAAGACGUUCAGAGUAUAGACUCCGGGUUGGUUCCUCUGCCUACUUAUGCAACCCCUUCUUCUUCUUCUGCAGCUGAAGGUUCGGGUGAUGGUGGAGGAAAUGUGAAGAAAGGUGGAGAUUUUCAUGGAGAUUCCAGUCAUGGAGGGAAAGGCUCGAGAUUGGAUCAUGAGAGGCGUAAGGGGAUUGCUUGGACUGAGGAGGAACACAGGCUAUUCCUUUUAGGACUAGACAAAUACGGCAAAGGUGACUGGAGAAGCAUUUCAAGAAACUUCGUCAUCUCCAGAACACCAACACAGGUGGCAAGCCAUGCUCAGAAGUAUUUCAUACGCCUAAACUCCAUGAACAAAGAUAGAAGACGCUCAAGCAUUCAUGACAUCACCAACGUCAGCAAUGGCGAUCUAUCAGCAUCUCAGGGACCAAUCACGGGCCAAGUUAAUAAUAUCUCAUCACCGAUCUCGAGUAAGGCCAUCAAACAACCUUCUCACACCGCAGCCUCUGCUCCUGGAAUUGCAGUGUAUGGAUCUGCUGUGGGCCGGCCGCUCGGCGGACCUCUCAUGCCUGCCAUCGGAACUCCGGUCGCCGGACCGCCUUCCAUGGUUUAUGGAAUCCAACCGCCACCCGUUCCUGGACUUGUCGUCGCCGCCGGCGCUCCGGUUCACCUCGCUCCAACAAUGGCCUACCCAAUGCGGAAUUCUUCAGCAUCUCACAGGUGAGUGAAUAAUGGAUUUGUUUACUACAAUUGUGCGUAAAUAAUGCGAGGAAUAAUGUUGAAUAUGUUAAAAAGUAUGUUGAGGCUGGAAGUAGUGUAGAACAACAUUAACAAAUGCUCAUAUUUGAGUUUGGUAUUA